GAAGCAGUCGGCAGGUGAAUUCAAUCUAACUAACGAGGGACAGAGUGCAAACAACAGCCAAUCAAGGGGGAGGGGAGAAAGGGAGAAACCAGGAAGUGUACUAAAUAGUGAUCGUUACUACACUCAUAGUUCACUCUUUACAUUGUUUAACGUCACUUUGUAUUGCUGAAGUUAUGAAGGUAAUAUUAAAAUAACACAUACAUGGACAUUAAAUGGAGAGUUGCAUAAGAUGAUGUAGGACUCAAUACAUUUAAAGAGACGGGGGAGGGAAACGUGUUGUGUGGAAACUGUGUAGAAACAGGAAACUAUUGUAUGUAAAGGACAGAGAAUAAAGUCUGACCACAAAAUGUGUUUAAUCUCAAUGAGACGUGUCAGGUUGUACUCAGACUGAGAGCGAUAUCAGGAAGUUGUUUCCAACUGAAACUCAAACAGGGAUUACCAAAUAGACAUGGGAAUGAUGUUUCUCAGAUUCUCGUUAACUGCUAGCUUGGAAACAUGGGAACUGUAAAACAGAAAAAUACAAGCUCCAAGAAAUACAAGAGAAUAAUCAGAGGUGCUGAUUGUCAACAGGCAAGGCAGGCAACUGCCUGGGGCCCCGGGCCAGUAGGGGUGCCUCGGGGGCUGACAAACUUUACACCAUUGCAGUGGCUCAAAAUGUGUCAAUUUUCCAAUGACAGUAGGAACCUCGCUAAUGGGGCCCCAUCUGACAGCACUCACUCUCGUUGCCCUGCUAAGCAUAGCAUGCAUUGGUGUUUUGAAAACCAAAGACCAAAGAAAGAGUAACAAAAAGGAAGAGGGACGUCAGUGACAAGACGCUGAGGAGCUGCUUAUAACAGUAGGUGACUAUUUUUUAUUAUUCUAAAAUCCUUUUUAUAUCAAAACAAUUAUUUUUGCUUAUGAAAUACGUUUACUGCUCAUUUUUUGUGAAUAACUAUUUAUUGAGUUGUUUUUACGUUAAGUUGCUUGUACACAGAGCCGGAGAGAAAUGAACAGUCAUCCAACCAAACACUUUGACGACAUUAUUAGUUUGAUAUGGAAAAUAAAAAAGGGAUAGAGGAAUGCAUGAGUCAUGUCAAAUGAGGGGCACUUCAGAGCAGACACAUUAUGUUUCUUCUCUUUUGAGCAGAAUAUGGCUGAGAGUCUUCAACACAUCCGCAGACCUCCUAAACCUCAUGCACCAAUUUCAAGUUGUUUCCAGGCGAUUGUAUGUGUCCUGCCUUUCGCUCAACUCUUGAUAGGAGCAAAGUACCAGUUUGACUGCCCGGCUCAGCGUUACAUUCCAAUCUACCUGUUGGUGGCGGGAGUCGUCACCCUGCUGCUGGCCAUGCUCUCCAUCUGUCCCUGCACUGCCGGCUUCGGGAAUCACAGCAAAACCUGGAGCUGCUUCGUCUCCGUCUUCUUCUUCUGCUGGUUCAUCGCUGGUAAUGUUUGGAUUUACUCAAUCUACGAACCAAACUACAACAAGACGGCCCCCAUAAACACCUACUGCAACAAGACCCUCUACCUUUUUGCCUUCUGGACCACCAAUGCAAAUUAUAUUCUCUUAGGUCUCCUCCUUGUAUCUAGCUGUUGCCGCUGCAUUCUGUCUGGUGAUGAUUAAAAGAAAACAAACUCUGACAAACUUAUGGAUUUGUUAAAGGAUUUAAUGACAGUAAACAUGAGAGUAUUCACCUGUGUGUGUUCAUGCCGGUCAGGCCUGCCUUAUUGAAGGAGAUUCCAUCACUUCAAACACGAGAAUCACACAUGGGUUUAUUGUUAUGAAAGCCCCCCCCCCCCAUCAUGAUUUACACACAAACUACCAAGGAGUAAUUCAAAUUGUAUGUAUACCCUGUUCAGAUGUAUAACUUUUAACAACAACAUUUUAACAAUUAAAAAAUUAAGAAUGUUGUCAUUA
Labrus mixtus (cuckoo wrasse) is the source of this 1894-nucleotide messenger RNA. Its product is annotated as transmembrane protein 272-like. Bases 1070 to 1600 code for a protein of 176 amino acids. The transcript is spliced from 5 exons. Lineage: Eukaryota; Metazoa; Chordata; Actinopteri; Labriformes; Labridae. The record is from RefSeq and is a predicted model, not a curated record.